AUGGGAAAUUAAUAAGGCUCUGAUUUUGGAGGAGUAUAUAUUAGAACAGACAAACCUUUCUAUUUUGCUGGAGAAAUCAUAACAGGAAAUAUCUAUUUGAAUAUUUUUAAAGAUGGAUAUCCUGGAGGAGUAGUAUUAUUAAAAGUAUCUGGAAAGGAAAAAUGUCAUUGGACCGAAAGUCAUUCUCGCACUACUACUGGUGCAGAUGGAAAGCAAGAACAACACACUGAAUAUGUAACUUAUUCAGGUUAGACCUAAUUUUAUUAACAUCGAGUGGCAAUAUGGACAUUUAACACUCGUAGCUUACCUGUUGGGCAAUAUACCUUUCCUUUUUAAUUUUAAUUAUUGUCUCACUUACCAGGAUCUUAUUUUGAAAAGGGAGGAGAUUAUUAAGCCAAAAUUUCAUAUAGAGUCAAAACAGAAAUCGAAUCAUAUAAUAAGUCUUAUAAGAACAUCAAACAUUCAUAGCUUUUAGUUGUUAGGGAACCAUUAAAGCAGAAUAUGGCAGCUUUGAUGGGAUAAAUGGAAGUAAAGGCAUCAACUUGGUGUUGCAUCAAUUAAGGAACUUCUCACAUCAAGUGUGUAUUUGAUAAGAAUCAUUACCUUCCUGGAGAUACUGCCUACCUGUGGGCUGAUGUGGAUAAUUCUAAUUGCAAAUUAGAUGUGAAAAGAAUUGAUGCCAGAUUAUAAAAUUACUUAACCUUGAGAGACCGAACAGGAAGAGAAAAGGUAAUAUUAAGAACUAUUGUUUCAUAAUAAAUUCAAGGAAUUGGAGCUGGGAUUAAGGCUAUUGAAAAUGACAGAAAAUAAAUCUAAUUAAUUUUACACAAUAAAAAUUCACCAGAUGGUAUUCAUCCUUCAUCUAAUGGGCAGUUAGUUAAAUCAGUAUAUAGAUUAUAAGUUUAAGCAGUUCUUGCAGGCUGUACAUGCUGUAGCAAGGAUCCAACUGUAGAUGUACCUAUUGAAAUAGUUGCUCCUGUUCCUUAGAUUUAUAAUUAACCAAUUGCUCCACCUUCUAAUUGGAAUCCUUAAGUAUUCCAACCUUAAAUUGUACAAUUUACUGAUAGUACCAUGUAUUUAAAAGAUCAGAACUAAUAAUCUAAUUAUAAUUAUCCAUAAAAUCAGCUACCACCACCCCCACCACCACCUAAUUAAUUUGGAUAAAUGUAAUAACCAAUGAGUUGA
This is a messenger RNA of Paramecium tetraurelia, 1185 nucleotides long. RefSeq lists its product as uncharacterized. Gene Ontology annotation, cellular component: cytoplasm. NCBI's taxonomy places the organism in Eukaryota, Ciliophora, Oligohymenophorea, Peniculida, Parameciidae. The transcript is spliced from 4 exons. The record is from RefSeq and is a predicted model, not a curated record. Gene Ontology annotation, biological process: protein transport.